Molecule: messenger RNA, 513 nt
Organism: Oncorhynchus mykiss (rainbow trout)
Lineage: Eukaryota; Metazoa; Chordata; Actinopteri; Salmoniformes; Salmonidae
Source: RefSeq, a predicted model, not a curated record
AUGACGGCCCUCACCCCACCCCUCUUGUCAUCACCAUCUCCCAUGCAGGCAGCUCCAACGCCCAUCUGUCACAAAGAACUAACCAAAAGCCACAAGUGGGGCAGGAGUGGUGAUAGGGGGGGGGGGGGGGGGGACGCAGGCAGGAUAGGUGGUGGUGGGGGACGCAGGACGCAGGCAGGAGUGGUGGCAGGAGACCGCAGGAAGCAGGCAGGAGUGGUGGCAGGAGGCCGCAGGAAGCAGGCAGGAGUGGUGGCAGGAGGCCGCAGGAAGCAGGCAGGAGUGGUGGCAGGGGGCCGCAGGAAGCAGGCAGGAGUGGUGGCAGGAGACCGCAGGAAGCAGGCAGGAGUGGUGGCAGGAGACCGCAGGAAGCAGGCAGGAGUGGUGGCAGGAGGCCGCAGGAAGCAGGCAGGAGUGGUGGCAGGGGGCCGCAGGAAGCAGGCAGGAGUGGUGGCAGGAGGCCGCAGGAAGCAGGCAGGAGUGGUGGCAGGAGGCCGCAGGAAGCAGGCAGGGUAG